AUGGGAAACGUGAACGUUUCAUCACUCCAAUCCUACUCACAAAAUGUUGGACAUGCUUUAUUGGAUGUCAACAAUUACACACCAUGGCUCUGGAUUGCAAAUUGUGGGUUCAUGGCAUUGGCAACCAUCGCACCUCGUACACUAACCAAAUGGCAAAGUGAUGCCUACACUUCACAACCCUUGAGAAACUAUGGACCACAAAACUUUUUAAUGCAAUCUGUAACUGGAUACAUUUAUCAUCAAGUACCUUACAAUAUUUGGACUCACAUCUUAACCUUCCCAUUUGAUUUAACUUGGUGGGGUUAUUACUUUGCAUACUUUGGAAACUUAUGGACAGGACAUCCAGGUUAUUUCUAUUGGGCUCACUAUGCUCUCAGUAUUGCUCAAUUAAUCACUUAUUGUGUAGGUCCUGCCACUGCUCAAGGUGAGAAGUGUGUUGUGAAAAAGUUCGAUCCUGCUGCUCAGAUCGAUUUGGCAGAUAAGAAAAAUUGGCCUCUUGUCGAAGUUGAAGUUUGUAAAAAGAAGCAUCCAAAGAGACACUUUUAUUGGCUUCAAUUUAUUAUCACUAGUGCAUUCUUCACUUUCUGGUAUUCAUUAGUACCUUAUUUAUUGCCAGGUCCAAAAGAAAUUUCAAAAAUGUUGACCCCAGCAUUUAUUUGGAAUCGUAUUCCAGAAGUGUUGAAAGAUUCAGACAUGUUCUGGAUUAAUGCCUUCUUAUUGCACAACUCGAUUAUUCGUGUGACUGGACACAUGGCUGAUUACUUACCUCCAAUCAUGUUCGACCCAGAACAUCAUGAUGCUGGUUUCACAGACUUGGGUAAAGGAUUCAUUGCUUACUUCAAAUACUUUUCUUGGAAAUGGAUGGUUCAAACUCCAUUAGGAAUUCUUUCAGAGUUGUGUGCUGGUUAUCCAGGAAGACUUUACGUUUGGAGACUUGUGGCCAAUUUGAGACGUGUUUUGAAUUUUGUUGGUGUUCCAGAUAACAAACAAACAUUCUUCACAAUGAAUUGGAGUGAAGUUGAACAGGCUAAGAAGACCAUCAAUCAAUCAGGUUGGAACGCAUGGCCAUUGACAGCUAAAUUGUUUGAAUGGGCUAAGGUUGAAGAUGUCGAUGAUGACCAAGACGAUGACAACAACAAGGAAAAAGAAGAAUAA
This is a messenger RNA of Naegleria lovaniensis, 1155 nucleotides long. RefSeq lists its product as uncharacterized. The transcript is spliced from 5 exons. NCBI's taxonomy places the organism in Eukaryota, Heterolobosea, Eutetramitea, Acrasida, Naegleriidae. The record is from RefSeq and is a predicted model, not a curated record. The coding region runs from base 1 to 1155 and encodes 384 amino acids.